AUGACACGUUGCGUCAUCGAGGCAGUCGUUCGAAGUGGCGUCUAUGCCAUUCUUUCCAAGGGGUGGUCCGACCGACUUCACACGAAGACUGCAGAGGCUUCCGAACCUAAAGAACCUCUCCCUCCUCAGAUCUAUUCCAUAUCAUCUAUUCCUCACGACUGGCUGUUCCAACGAAUUGAUGCUGUUUGUCACCAUGGUGGAGCCGGGACAACAGGUGCUAGUCUGAGAGCUGGAAAACCAACUAUCAUCAGGCCUUUCUUCGGAGAUCAAUUUUUCUGGGCUGACCGAGUUGAAGCUCUUGGGAUUGGCACCGGAGUUCGCAAGCUUACCGUAGAGGCCUUGACAGAUGCACUCACCUCUGCCACCACUGAUAUCAAGCAAAUUGAUCGAGCAAGAAUAAUUGGGGAACAAAUUCGUUCGGAAAACGGCGUGGCGACAGCUAUAGAAGCUAUUUAUCGAGACCUAGAUUAUGCACGUUCUUUGAUCAAGCGGACCGCAGACCGAACCCUAGACGACGAGCCGAACGUUGAAUCUCCAGACCAAGAGCAAUUCCCCCAACCUUCUCAGUCGUUGAUGGAUCGCUCUCUCUCCAGAUCCCACAGAAGCUCCCGUGGCUCUCACCGCAAAACUCCUAGCGAGGACUGGAGCGUGAUCUCUGACCAGGAGGAACCCCGGUCAUCACCAAGCUCUCGGCGAAAUAGCAGACGAAGCAGCGAAGGCAAGAUAGAAAGGUCCCCUACAGCGAAGAGGACUGGCUUAACAGCAGCUGUGAUGUCUGUUUUGCCCUCGGCGACUCAUCGACGAUCUGGUUCUACCCCUUCGCAAUCUAAGCCUAUGGUCAACCCCUAA
Messenger RNA from Coniophora puteana RWD-64-598 SS2, 849 nucleotides. Its product is annotated as glycosyltransferase family 1 protein. Bases 1 to 849 code for a protein of 282 amino acids. The record is from RefSeq and is a predicted model, not a curated record. NCBI's taxonomy places the organism in Eukaryota, Fungi, Basidiomycota, Agaricomycetes, Boletales, Coniophoraceae. Gene Ontology annotation, molecular function: UDP-glycosyltransferase activity. The transcript is spliced from 3 exons.